Molecule: messenger RNA, 738 nt
Organism: Micromonas commoda
Lineage: Eukaryota; Viridiplantae; Chlorophyta; Mamiellophyceae; Mamiellales; Mamiellaceae
Exons: 1
Coding region: 1-738 (245 amino acids)
Source: RefSeq, a predicted model, not a curated record
AUGAGCGCCUUCUGCCUCGCACCCGUUGCUCGGCCGCGUGUCGCGCCCCCGCGCACGCGCGCCGCUCGUCUUAGGGUCCGCGCCGAACCCUCCGGCCCCUCCGGCCAGGGUUUCGACGAGGGCUACCUCAAGGGGAUGGGAGUCAUGUCAGCCGAGCAGAUCCUGGAGAUACCCAUAAAGCGGUUCAAGCCAACCAGCGAGGAGUGCCCGUUCUGCAGGGACGCCAAGGUCAAAGAGAACGGGAGCAAGUGCCUGGGCGUCUGCAGGAACCCGCAGAACGUGCCGGGCCCGCUGCUGUACCCGCACCAGAUGCAGGAGGUGGAGGACGCGGUGAGGAUGCAGGUCCAGGCGAUGGCUGACAAGGACCAGCCGAGGACCGACCACGGCGUGCAGGUACUCUGGGAGUUCAGCGUGGAGUCGGGUAACAUGGAGCGCUCCAGGUACUUCGGCUUCAGCAGCGACAUGUACCACUACGAUCACUUCAUCGGCAAGGCGCUGAAAAACUUCGAUCCGCUCGUGAGGAACACCGGGCACGCCAUCGAGAGCGUCGAGAAGAUGGAGGACGGCAGGACCAUGUGCAAGGUGAAGGUCACCGACAACGUGGGCAAGGACACGUAUUGGGUGUUCAUCAUGGUCGUGCGAUCGUUCGGGAAGUACGAGGGGUGCUGGCAGUCGCACAGGAUCAUCCAGACGGACGACAAGUAUCACAGCAAGUUCCUCGACCCCCUUCAGGUUUAG